Molecule: messenger RNA, 2119 nt
Organism: Clarias gariepinus (North African catfish)
Lineage: Eukaryota; Metazoa; Chordata; Actinopteri; Siluriformes; Clariidae
Gene: dbpa
Product: D site albumin promoter binding protein a
Exons: 4
Coding region: 683-1744 (353 amino acids)
Biological process (GO): regulation of transcription by RNA polymerase II
Cellular component (GO): nucleus
Molecular function (GO): DNA-binding transcription factor activity, RNA polymerase II-specific; RNA polymerase II cis-regulatory region sequence-specific DNA binding
Source: RefSeq, a predicted model, not a curated record
ACGAGAGCUCGCCCGUGUUCGUUCCAGCUGACCGCCGUAAGAGCCGCGGUCUCGAGCGCUCCGGAGCGCACGCGAUGGAAUAGAAUAACGACAGCGGCGGAAGAAGAAGGGGUGGAAAAAAAAAAAAGGAACAAACAAAAACAAAACGAAAACGGUGCAGAGGAUUACAGCUGCUGGGUGUUAAAUAAGAGUUGGAGCGACUGGAACCUGCCUCUCUCUCUCUCUCUCUCUCUCUCUCUCUCUAUCUGUCUAUCUAUUUAUCUGUCUCUCUAUCUGUCUAAUAGUCGCAGCUCACUCGAGGAAUUAUUUUCGUCCAUGCCGGAAGGAGCUCGAGCUCAAAUCGGUGCCAAAUGUCAGCACAAACCCGGACUAAAGCUCCUGCAGAGACGUCAAGAGUGUGAGCUUUCAUUCUUUAUGCAACUUUUGCGUUCAAACCUUUAAAACCAAUGAGCAAAGUGCUGCAGAUCCUUCAUCACAACAACAACAACAAUAAUAAUGGAUUGAUUUUUGGAGGGCUUCGAAAGCAAAUCAUUCUGGAUGUGAACCCUCUCCUCUUCUUUCUCAUCAAUGAUCAGCAGAAGGGAAGCGAAGGAGAUCAGCUCUAAACCAGCACUCACAGGCUAGUGGGUUGGAUUUAAAAAAAAAAAAAAAAAAAAUCCUACUUUUAUAAUAUAGUCAGGCUAUGUCCAGACCUCUUUCUCAGCUUUUACCUCCUCCAGAUAUUCCCUCUGGGGGUAGUGCACAGUUCGGCCCGGCGUCUACUGCGCCCAAUGGACACCUGGGCUCGGUGGCCAGCCUGAAGUCUCUCCUCCAGCUUCCCAUUAAAGGAGACAGCAGAGGGAAAGACUGCUGCGAGAUGAUCGAUCAAGACAAACCCCUGGACUCCGACGAGGAUUCGUUAAGUGGAAUCGGGACCGGGACCAGCGGCUCCAUGCGUGCCUCUUCGCAGACUGCUUUCUUGGGCCCGUUGCUGUGGGAACGCUCUCUACCAUGCGACGGCGGCCUGUUCCAGCGGCAGUUCAUGGACUUGGAGGAGUUCCUGACGGAGAACGGUAUGGGGCACAUGCCACUGGGGAGCACCUCUGGCGCUCAGGCCCUCAUCCCCUCGCAGGGCAUGCAAUCAGCCAUUCCAACCCAGAGCUCUUCACCGUCUCCCGGGUCCUCAUCAGCCUCGUCCAUCUCUUCGCUCUCGUCCUCGUCAUCCUCGUCCUCCCUUCUAGGACUAGACGUGCCACAGGUCCAAACUACAGGAAUGCUGGGAAGUCCCGAGUGUCUGCACGGUGGACAGGCCAUGCAGCAGGACACAUCUCCCAGCUCCUCCUGCCCACCCCCACCAGUACCUAGCAGUGGCGCCCCUGCUGCUGAUGUAAUGGUCAACUUUGACCCCGACCCUGCCGACCUGGCGUUGUCCAGCGUACCUGGUCAGGAAGCAUUCGACCCACGGAGACAUCGCUUCUCUGAGGAGGAACUCAAGCCUCAGCCCAUGAUCAAGAAGGCCCGCAAAAUGUUGGUGCCCAACGAGCAGAAGGACGAAAAGUACUGGAACCGACGUGUAAAGAACAACGAGGCGGCGAAGCGUUCACGUGACGCGCGGCGCCUCAAGGAGAACCAGAUAUCCGUCCGCGCGGCUUUCCUCGAGCGGGAGAACGCCGCCCUCCGACAGGAAGUGGCCGACAUGCGCAAAGAGCUCGGCCGCUGCCGCAACAUCAUCAACAAAUACGAGAACCGCCAUGGAGACUUAUGAAGACGACAUUAGAUGAGGAAAUAAAUGAGUAAACGAAAGAAUUAGCAUUUUACUUGUCUCUUGAAAAGGCAGUUUAAGUGCAGGGCCGUCAAACCACGUUUUCAGAAGGUUCUGCUCCUGAACAUGCACUAGAACACUUGGGAAUCAUGUUUCUUUAAACGUGUGGGAUUGCGCGUGGCUGGACCGGAUCGGUAAUCCUAGUGAAAGGGAAUGCUCACUAGGUCUAGAAGAAACACUGUUCGUGUUGAUUUAUUAUUAUUGUUAUCAGUUUUGUUGUAGUUUUUUUUUUUUUUUUGGCUGUAAUACUACGCUAAACCCUGAGCUUGUGUACAUUUUUACAAUAUCAACUCAAUAUUCAGUGUUGCUCAGACUCUA